AUGACUUCUAAAUUAUCAGAUCAGCCGAGAGCUGAGAGCUUCUACGACAUGAAAGCCUUCAAGGACUGCAAUCAAGACGGCACCUGGUGGCGACAUCCAGAAACAAACAAAUCAUGGUCGAACUAUACGACAUGCAUCGAUUUGGAAAACUUGAACGAGAAUCGGGUGAACGUGCAGCUGUACAUCGCCGGCUACUCGUGCUCUCUCGCCGCCAUAUCCAUCGCUCUCUUCAUCUUCUUCUACUUCAGGCAGCUGCAGUGCACCCGCAUCACGAUCCACAAGAACCUGUUCGCGUCCUUCAUCCUCACCAACACGGCGUGGAUCGUCUGGUACACGGAGGUGAACACCGUCAUCUCUGUUCUCACCACCAACCCGGUGUGGUGUCAGGUGCUACACGUCGUUAACCAGUACUUCAUGUCGUGCAACUACCUGUGGAUGUUCUGCGAGGGCAUGUACCUGCACACGAUGAUCGUGUUCGCUUUCGUCACCGAAAAACACAUCAUGAAGCUGCUCGCUCUCGUCGGAUGGGGGUUCCCGGCAUUGCUGGCUAUAGUCUACGGAGCCGUACGUGGUACGAUGCCGGAUGGAGAUCUCGAGAACUGCUGGAUUAAGGAGUCUAGAUAUAUGUGGAUAAUUACAGCGCCUCUCUGCUUAUCAAUAGUGGUACGUAAGAGGAAGGCGGUGCGGGCCGUGCUGAUCCUCAUCCCCCUGCUGGGAGUUUACUACAUCAUCAUGUGGGUGCCGCCGGGCGAGGGCAGCAACGCGCAGGUCGUCUACCAGAAGCUGCUCGCUAUAUUCUCGUCCUUCCAGGGAUUCUUUGUUGCGCUAAUAUUCUGCUUCUUAAACGGCGAGGUAUUGGGUCUAAUAAAGAAGAAAUGGUACAACUAUCAGGAGGUUCACGGUAGAGGGCGCCGCUUUAGCACCUACAACACGACCAUGACCGAGGUCGGCUGCUCUUGUUGUUCUUGUGUUGGCUCGCUGGCGCAGGCAGAUAAAGUUACCCCGCGCGCUUAUAGUUGUAGCUAA
Molecule: messenger RNA, 1026 nt
Organism: Priapulus caudatus
Lineage: Eukaryota; Metazoa; Priapulida; Priapulimorpha; Priapulimorphida; Priapulidae
Product: calcitonin gene-related peptide type 1 receptor-like
Exons: 10
Coding region: 1-1026 (341 amino acids)
Biological process (GO): cell surface receptor signaling pathway; adenylate cyclase-modulating G protein-coupled receptor signaling pathway
Cellular component (GO): plasma membrane
Molecular function (GO): G protein-coupled peptide receptor activity
Source: RefSeq, a predicted model, not a curated record